Molecule: messenger RNA, 4648 nt
Organism: Xenopus laevis (African clawed frog)
Lineage: Eukaryota; Metazoa; Chordata; Amphibia; Anura; Pipidae
Gene: itga7.L
Product: integrin subunit alpha 7 L homeolog
Exons: 25
Coding region: 247-3582 (1111 amino acids)
Biological process (GO): cell adhesion; integrin-mediated signaling pathway; cell-matrix adhesion
Cellular component (GO): external side of plasma membrane; integrin complex; membrane
Molecular function (GO): integrin binding
Source: RefSeq, a predicted model, not a curated record
UUUCCACCUCCCACUCCACCUCCCUGCUCUGUCUAUAGUCCUGGAGCACAAGGGGGCUUGUCACUGUGUGAAUGCUGCACUCCGCCUGGUCAACACCACCUCACUCCGUGUCCUCACUUUCCCAUGUUUGCAUGACAGCAGGCGAGGCUUGGGGCUGAUCUAGUGAAUGACCUUGCACAAGGCUCAUUAGAAGGGAAGCCCUACACUGUUUUCCUCUAGCUCUCCACCCACAGGAGAGACUGCAGAAUGCCUGCGGAACUGGGUGCUCCCCUCUGCUUCUCCUGCCUGCUACUGCUUUCUUCAAUUAGGAUCCAAGCCUUCAAUCUGGAUGUCACCAACACACUGACCAAGGAUGGGGAAAAGGGCAGCUUAUUUGGCUUCUCAGUGGCCCUUCACAAGCAACUGAAUCCUGACCCUAUGAGCUGGCUUUUGGUUGGAGCUCCUCAGGCCUCAGCAUUACCAAAUCAAAAUGCCAAUCGUACAGGGGGUCUAUAUGGAUGUCCACUUACUACAGAGCCAAAGGACUGUAUACGACUUGAUAUUGACCAUGGAGUCGAUGCAUCUCGUGAGAGCAAGGAAAACCAAUGGCUUGGGGUCACUGUAAAGAGUCAAGGCCCUGGGGGAAAAAUUGUGACAUGUGCACACUUGUAUGAAACUCGCCAGAGAGUAAACCAGCUUUCUGAGACUCGGGAUGUGAUUGGCCGAUGCUUUGUUCUGAGUGAAGGUUUAACCAUAAGCGAAGACCUAGAUGGAGGGGAAUGGAAGUUCUGUGAGGGUAGAGCGUUGGGACACGAGAUGUUUGGAUUCUGCCAGCAAGGAAUAUCUGCUGGAUUCACCACUGACAAUCAUUAUAUCAUGUUUGGGGCCCCAGGAACAUACAACUGGAAAGGGGAGCUCCGGGUGGAGCUAUUUAAUCAGAGUGCCCUGGCCCUGGGUACUUAUGAUGACGGCCCAUAUGAAGUUGCUGGAGAGAAAAGCCAGAAACCAGAAAUGAUACCAGUGCCACACCACAGUUAUUUUGGUUUCUCAGUCGACUCAGGGUGGGGGGUAACAGGGCGGAACAGUCUGAGCUUUGUAAGCGGGGCACCUCGGGCAAAUCAUACAGGUGCUGUGGUUAUUCUUCAGCGGGACAAUGGAAGCCAGCUCAUCCCAGAAUUGAUUUUAUGGGGAGAGACAUUGGCAUCAUCAUUUGGCUACUCUGUUGCCAUUGAGGAUCUCAACAACGAUGGGUGGAUGGAUUUACUUGUGGGUGCCCCUAAUUUCUUCUCACGGAAAGAGGAGAUUGGUGGUGCUGUUUACGUGUAUAUGAAUCAGGCUGGAAAACUGGAUAAAUCACCCCCAAUCAGACUCAAUGGGUCUGAUGGAUCUAUGUUCGGAAUAGCAAUCGGCAGUUUGGGAGACAUUAACCAGGAUGGUUUCAAAGAUGUUGCCAUUGGAGCUCCAUAUGAUGGAAAUGGUAAAGUUUAUAUUUAUCAUGGCAGCUCCAAAGGAUUAGUUACCAAGCCAGCACAGAUUCUGGAUGGUAUAAGUGUUGGAAUAAAGACUUUUGGAUACUCACUGUCUGGGGGGUUAGACGUUGAUGGAAACUCCUAUCCUGAUCUGUUGGUGGGCUCUCUUUCUGACACAGUAGUGCUAUUUAGGUCACGCAAUGUCAUUCAUGUCCUGAAGGAGGUCAUUAUAACUCCACAAAAUAUUGACUUAGAGAAUGAAAACUGCAAGCAUGGCACUGGAAUCUGCGUGGAACUAAGAGCAUGUUUCAGUUACAUUGCUGUCCCUGCAAAUUACAAUCCUCGAAUGACUCUUAAAUGUGUCCUUGAGGCUGAAGCAGACAGAAGACUUCAAGGAAAGUCAAGCCGAGUGAUUUUCCUAAAGCGCCAUUCCAGUGACUUAGAAUACCAACAUACUAGCACCGUUGAGUUGCACAAGCAAUCUGCUCGCCACUGUACUACUGCCACAUUCCAGCUUCAGGAAGGUAUCAAAGACAAGCUUCGGUCCAUUCCAGUGACCCUGACGUACAACAUACACAAUGCACAUCUCAGGGGCCAGCCAUCUGCAGACCUGUUACCCCCACUCAUGCCUGUUCUGAGUGACGUGGAAAGAAAUGUCUAUACCACAGAGGUGAAUUUCCUCAAAGAAGGCUGUGGAGAAGACAAGAUCUGCCAGAGUAACCUGCAACUCAGCUACACCUUCUGUUCCCGUGUAGGAAACACCAACCAGUUUGUGCCACUGCCAGUGGAAAACGAGGUUCCGGUGUUUUCUCUGACGGACCAGAAUGACUUUGCCCUUAAGAUUACUGUCACUAACUUUCCAUCAGACCCCAGGAAUCCAAUGGCUGAUGGAGACGAUGCUCAUGAAGCUCUGCUGACUGCAGUCUUUCCAGAUACUCUGUCCUACUCUGGUGUGCGCCAAGCCACUGACAGCCCAGGCACAUCUCUGGACAAGGAAAUAGUCUGCAUUUCCAAUGUCAAUGCUUCUGAGGCGACAUGUGAACUUGGAAAUCCCAUGAAGCGGGAUGCUGAGAUCACUUUUUACCUGAUUGUCAGCGCCCCAAGAAUUACUAUAGAGACUACAGAUCUGGAGGUGAAACUUGAACUGGCCACGAUAAGUGAGCAGACCAACUUGCCAGCAGUACAGGCCAGAGCCAUGGUGAUCAUUGAACUUCCAUUGUCUGUGUCUGGGGUGGCAACUCCAAACAGAUUGUUUUACAGUGGGGAGGUGAGAGGUGAAUCCGCCAUGCGCACAGAGGAAGAUGUGGGCAGCCCAAUAGAUAUUGAAGUGACGGUCUCUAACAGAGGGAAAUCUUUACGUACACUGGGUUCUGCCUUUCUGAACCUCAUGUGGCCACAUGAAAUGAUGAAUGGGAAGUGGCUUCUGUACCCAAUGGCAAUCCAGCUUAAGGAAAAGGAGCACUCUAAUCGCAGCAUGGACUGCACCCAACUCAAAGCCAUCAAUCCCCUAAAACUGAACACAGUCACGGGAGCUGCAAGUGCAGUGCAGAGGGAUCAAACACCAAGUUCUGCUAGUCGGUGGUCUCUAACGUACCCAGAAAAGAAAAAGGACAUCAUUCUGGAUUGCUCGCGAGGUACUGCCCAAUGUGUAGUCUUCCAAUGCCCACUGUAUAGCUUUGACCAGCAGGUGGUGCUAAAAGUUCAUGGACGGCUCUGGAACAGCAGUUUAUUGGAGGAAUAUCCAUCUGUUAGCUCCUUGGAAGUGGCUGUCAGAGCAAACAUUACUAUAAAGUCCUCUAUCAAGAACCUGGUUCUGAGAGAUGCCACCACACAGAUUAAUGUGAUGUUGUAUUCAGAAUAUAGCGUGGCUGCUCUUGCUGGCAUUCCCUGGUGGAUUAUCCUUAUUGCAGUGCUAGCUGGAAUACUGCUGCUCGCUCUUCUUGUUUUCAUCUUAUGGAAGUGUGGCUUUUUCAAGAGGAAACGCCUUCAAGAAGAGAAGCUGCCGCAGCACCAUGCCGUGAAGAUCCCAAGAGAAGAGAGACCAAUGAUGAGGGAGGAGAAGACAGGGACCAUUAAAAAAAAGGACUGGGUGACAAACUGGAGUGAAGAUGGCACGGUGCAGAACUCCUCCUAACCUUCUCUGCACUCCCCUCCCACAAACUCUGAUUCUUUCAAGAAACUGUGUGGCAAGAAGGCUGAAUCCCUCUGAUUUUGGGGGUGUUUCCUAUAUUUUAUUUUAAUGCUGUUUUGUACAUAAGAAGUUGCAACCGGAAACAUUUCAUCCUCAGCCCGCGCUCUGACGCUUAACCCCUUCUGCUUCAGGGGGCCACUGCAGUGGCAUCAGCACAUUAAAGGGGUUGGAGUGAAUUAGCUUCUGAGCAAAAGACAAUAUUUCAAACCCAUAUCCUCUUUUGUUGAACUUCAUUUAAACUUAAAGCACUGCAGCUUAUUCAAUAUGGCGCCCCCAUGGUUAUUUUCACUCUUUUCUGUCUCCGGUAUGGCUCCAAUAUGGCUCUAAUAUGGCUCCAGUAGAAAUACUGAGGGCAGUCUAAGGUGACUAACAAAUAAUGGAGGUGAUGCAUUUCAACUUUAACAUCCAGCAAGGAAUUUCAAAUAUAUAUAUUUGUAUUUCAGAGCCUUUGACUAAUUAUCUUCGGACUCCUACAUCAGGAAGUUCUCUAAAGCUUGGCAGCCAUGGUGCUGAAUUAAGAAUUCAAGGAGUCAUCUUUGUUCCUGCUACAGUGACCUGGGGCUUUGUAACUAAGCUUGAUCCCCUAUAGUUGGCCAGUUGAGUAGGAAGAAAUUGCAUAAUAGAGAGCCAGGAUCCCAUUCUGAAUGAGGCAAUAUACAUAAAUUGCUGGAAGAUGCACCACCUUACUUUUCAGUCUGCUCACAAACUGCAUGUGGGACUUCUCUUUGCGCUUUCUGUCAGUUGCUGUAUAAGGACAAUGGGAAGUUCAUUCCCAGUUAUGGACAGAACUGCUCUGCUCACUGUAAUUACCCCAUGCUUCUCUCUUUCACUCUAUAAAAACACUUGCCUUGACGAAUAUCCACUUUCGAGACCCUACAAAAAAACAACACAAUGCAAUGCCCCACAAUGAGCAAACUGUGGCCUUGUUUCCAAAGAAAGUGCAUUUAUUUAUAAUGAUUUUUUUUUUCGUUUCUUCUGCAAUAAAGGCACCGGGCCUCUAUUUUAAUUA